UCAGCUCGUUCCUCAACUAAUCGCAGUACUACCUGCGCAGUACAGUUGGCGUGAAAAUAACGCCAGACCUUCCAAAUAAUAAUAAACAAUAACGUGCAGACGGAGACAGAACAAGACGACUUGGAGGUGUCAGGUUUAACAUUUCUUUAAUUCGUGAUAUUUGAUUUUCAUUUCUACAACGUGAUGUAAUAUAUCUGAUUUUAUGAGCUACUGGGUGCUGUGUUAAUGGGAAUAAUUUCAAGAUGAGUUCUCUAUUCCGAUCAAUGCGAUCAUCUCUUGGUGGGCGGGACUUUGCAUUGAAAAAUAGUCUUGUUUCUAAAUUAUCUAGCAGUGUCAAAGAUCUUCAGGUUGAGCAAGCGGACCCAGACAGCAAAGAUGAAAAUUCAAUGGAAGCUCUCAGUUCAUUGUGCACUGCACUUGAGGCAAUUUUCAUUCAUGGAUUGAAAGAGUCAUUUAUUCAAAGGCUAUCCAUGAUGUCUGAAAUUGAUGUCCGACCUGAUCCAAACUUCUGGGGACCUUUGUUGGAAGUCUCUCACAGAGAUGUGAUAGAUGAGGUCCUAAAAUUAAACUUAAUUCAGACAGAUGUUGGUCGCUGUAGAGCAUGGUUACGCUUAGCACUAAACGAAGGUGUUUUAACAAGAUAUCUUGAAGCAAUGAGAACAGAAGGGCAACGUGCUUUGAGUCACUAUUACAGAAAAGGAGCUCUGCUGCGUGAUGUGGAAAUGUUAGACGUAGUUCAGCGAUAUUUGGAGGGCAUUGAAUCUUAUCCAUUUAACCUGCCCUUGAAUUCAAGCUUACUUGAUAAAUGGACCUUACAACCUUUGCUUCUAGCUGGCUUAUGGACUCCACCAAUUAGAUCUACAGCCACAAAAGAAGUAGUGGCUGUUGCAACUGAUGUAGCACAAAUACUGGAAAAUGAAGAACUGGAGGCAUCUCAAGCAGAUACCAUAUCAGUUGCAUCUUUUCAGAGCACUGGUACUGCAUUUAGUCCUAUGAUGACAUUCAAUGAGGAAGAGGCUUUAAAGAUAAUCCUAGGUACACCUGUCAAUGAUUCACCUAUUUCGGCAAGAGAACGUGCCGAGGAAUCUGCAACUGAUCAGAAGGUAUCUAAAAGACAGCCUGUGCUAGAAAACCAUGAAUGCCCCAAUACUACUGUUUCAGCGGAUAAAAAUGAUGAAUCUCAAAGUGAACAGAAGGGUGAGAAAAAGAAGACCGAUGAAAACAAUGAAAAUGAAGAUGAAGAUAACUCAUCCACAAUGGGAAAUUCACUCAUAGGGCGUCUGGGUUGGUCAUCAUCGUUUGAAGAAUCAAUGUCGGAUUCUGGAGCCAAUCAUAAAGAUGAGGAGAAUGACAACACAAGGAGAGAGCAAUCAAAAAAGACAGCAACAACUCGACAGAGUUAUCAUUCAUACCAUUCACUCCUGGAAAGUUACAACACUGGAUCAACAUCUGGUGGCAAUCCACCGGAUUUGAAUGAUUUGGUACAGCAAUUUGAACCUAGUAGUAGUACUAGUCCCAGUGGCUCUAUAAGUGAGCAAGUUGAUCUGUCAUACCCUAAAGAGCUUGGAUUUGAGAUAGUCGAUGACUCUCCAUCCUCAAAAAGUAAAGAAUUUGGAAGUCUUCUUCUUCAAGUCACAAAAUUGCCUCAGGAACUUGGGCUUGAUACCCAGAAGUACACAUGCUUUGAAUGUGGUCAACCCAUUGGUUUCAAUUUUGGGGCAGCCAGGCUUUGUGGCUUAAGUGGGCGCUACUUCUGUGAUGAAUGUACUGUUAAUCCAGGUGAAGAGUGGGCUAUACCAGCCCGUAUUUUAUUAAAUUGGGAUUAUCGGCGGUACUGUGUGUCAAAGAAAGCUGCAAUAUUCCUUUCUGAAGUUAAACAUCAUCCUAUUCUGGACUUAAAGUCACUCAACCCAUGCUUGUACCUCACUGUAGAAGAGGUUUCAGAACUGCAGAAACUGAGAAAUAAAUUGAAUCUGCUAAGGGCAUAUCUUUUUACAUGCCGAGAACCAGUAAUUGAGGAGCUCCAGAAAAUGGUUUGGCCAAGAGAUUAUCUUUAUGAACAUGUUCAUCUGUAUUCCAUCUCCGACCUUCUUCAAAUACCAACUGGAGUCCUAGCUCAGCUGUUGAAGCAGGUUGUCACUUUCGCUUGCAACCAUGUUUUUAGCUGUUGGCUCUGCUCACAAAAAGGUUUCUUCUGUGAGGUUUGCAACAAUCCCAAAAUUAUAUACCCUUUUGAUACUGAAAAUACAUUCAGGUGUCCAGGAUGUAGUGCUGUGUUCCAUUCCACUUGCUUGAAUGCAAAAAUGCCUUGCCCAAAAUGUAAGCGCCGCAAACAUAGGAUAACUUCUUUGCCGUCUGAAACUGAAACAGUGAUCGUAGCCUAAUGUCCUCUUUAAAAUAUCAAUGUAGAAUGUUAUUUUGAUUACCUGUGUAUUGAUUUAACUGCCAUAACCUGUAUGCUCAAAAAAUGUGAUAAUUUCUUUUGCAUUUUUUACCAUUAUUUUUGUUAUGUCUGUCUGAAUUUCACAGAUUUCAUUAACUGCACUUUGGUUGGUUGGAGGCAAAGUGUCUUAAUUAACUUAUAAUGAGAGGCGCAAGUCUGUCUUAAUGUUCUGUGAUUGACAUUGUUAUUGCUCUUUGUAAAGAAUUAUAUUUAUUUUGUGUUAUAAAUGGAUUUUUAGAUCAAAAUAGAUUUCAUAUUAUCGUA
Molecule: messenger RNA, 2707 nt
Organism: Frankliniella occidentalis (western flower thrips)
Lineage: Eukaryota; Metazoa; Arthropoda; Insecta; Thysanoptera; Thripidae
Gene: Plekhm1
Exons: 14
Coding region: 243-2384 (713 amino acids)
Source: RefSeq, a predicted model, not a curated record